UUGCGCACUGGGCCCCGGGCGCGCGGCGGCACCAGGCUUUGUGUGUGCGCGUAUGUGUGUGAGUGUGUGUCUGUGCGCGAGUGAGAGAGCGGGCGAGUGUGGCGAGCAGGACCCGGCGGGCGCGCUCCCCCAGCCUCCCUCUCUCUCUCUCUUUCCUCUCUCUCUCCCUCCCCGCCAGAACCAUGUCGGGCAGGUCGGUUCGAGCCGAGACCAGGAGCCGGGCCAAAGAUGAUAUCAAGAGGGUCAUGGCGGCUAUCGAGAAAGUGCGCAAAUGGGAGAAGAAAUGGGUGACCGUUGGCGAUACAUCCCUACGAAUCUACAAGUGGGUCCCUGUGACGGAGCCAAAGGUUGAUGAUAAAAACAAGAACAAGAAGAAAGGCAAGGACGAGAAGUGUGGCUCGGAGGUGACCACUCCAGAGAACAGCUCGUCUCCUGGGAUGAUGGACAUGCACGAUGAUAACAGCAACCAGAGCUCCAUAGCAGACGCCUCCCCCAUCAAGCAAGAGAACAGCAGCAACUCCAGCCCUGCCCCAGAGACCAACCCACCCGUGCCCAGCGAUGGCACCGAAGCCAAGGCUGAUGAGGCGCAGGCCGAUGGAAAAGAGCACCCUGGAGCUGAAGAUGCAUCCGAGGAGCAAAAUUCACAGUCUUCGAUGGAAAACUCGGUGAACAGCUCCGAGAAGGCAGAACGGCAGCCAUCUGCAGAAUCAGGGUUAGCGGCAGAAACGUCGGCAGUCUCUCAGGAUUUGGAAGGAGUGCCGCCGUCUAAAAAGAUGAAGCUGGAAGCCUCUCAACAGAACUCAGAAGAGAUGUAGACGGCCCGGCGGAACCUUCUGGUCCAUGUUUCAUGGCAGGUACAUCGGCAGGCUUAAUUCUAGAAACACGGCCCAAGCGACUCCUCUUGGGCGCGAGCAGAACUAACGUUUCAAGUUUACUAAAGUGCAAAUCCAAGAAGAACCUAGAGCGGCGGCGGCAGCGGAACUUCGCAGACACUUGACGGACUCUGCCGUGAAACCGAAACACUCGAACCUUCAAGUGACUGCCCUCUGGGAGGUGGGUCGACAGCUCAGGAGUGUGUGCGCACUGUCUCGGAAGCCAAGAUUACAUUUGUGUUGCUGCUGUAUCCCCCUCCCCUCACUUCUCUAUUUAACGAUAUAAGCUAUUCGAGGGUGGUACCAAUCAGGAAUUUGCUUUCCAUAGGGGCUUUUGGCUCUUCAACCAAUUCCUUCUGCUUUCUUUUUUUGUGCCUUGUACCCUAGAGGUGACCUCCGGCAUGCUUCCUGGUUUUUGCAUCUCUCCUGGCAAAGUGCCCACUUGUUUUGGUUGGCUGCUGCCCCCACCCCCACCCCUUAUUGCCUCUCUCCUCCCUGCCCCAAGACUGCUUCAAAGCAAGCAGGGUAGAGCGGCGGGAGACCAGGCACCUUUCAGUGACCCCCUUGGUUCAGGUGAGCAGUGUUUGGGCACACCCUGAGCCCCAACUUCCAGGGCCCCUGGGGCUACAAGUUUGCGGGGGCCGGUUUCCCGAGGGCUGGCCUCCUUGGUCAGGACACGCCCUCACCUUUUGGAGCCAUGGAGGCUAGGCGUUUGCAAGGCAAGGUAGCCCAGAUUGACAUGCAAAAGCCUUUAGAUUUUUCUGGCACUUCCACCCUAUCUCCCCUCCGCCCCCUAACCUCACACCCCGACUCUGGCCACAACUGGCACUGCGCUCUCCAGGUCCUCCGAAGACGAAAUGACCAACUGAGCUUGUCUCCUUAGGAUAGUAAAGGGCUGGGAGGUUGGGAGCCGGCGGCCGGCAGGAAUAGCUGGUGCUGAACUAACUCUCCCAUAGGACAUUGCUUGGAUUUCAAAUCCAUGGUAACCUGCUGCCCUUUGUCCCUGUCUCCUAUCCACCGCACCCCAAGCCCCCCAAAACCCCAGGCAGGAUGCGCCUGGUAUGGCCUGACUCUGAGAGGCUACAGGUGGAUGGAGACCCAUUCCCAGUACCGCGCUGUUGGUCUCCUCUGGGGACCGGACCUUAACCAUUGGGCCUCAGGCCAGAAGCAAGGCACAGAGGAACCGGGAAGAUUUGCACACAGAUUUGCCCCCCCAGAAAGGAGCCUCCGAGGCACUUCCUUCCCCUGCUCUUCCUUGCACGGAGACAGCUCUCUCUCACUCAGUGGAGACGCCACUUGGACAGACGGACUGCUCAGCUGUUGAUUUCUGAGGCCUGGUUUGCUCUUAAUCCCUUUGCUGGACCCCUCAGAUCUGAAAACCUUCCCCUAUGCUUUCUUACUGCACUGGAGUUCGAACUCCCUAUGAGUUGUGUGUUGGGGGGAGGGGCGGGCGGGGUGGGUUUUGUUUUUUUGUUGUUCUUGUUUCGUUUUGUUUCGUUUGCUAAUUGGUGCAUAUUCAGGUACCACCUUUUGACGUGUGGAUCUUUCUCCAAACCACCACAAGAAGUGUCUGCCGGGCUCCGUUUUCUAAGAGUUUCUGAGGGGACAGCUCCCAUUUCUUUUUUUGGUUUCAAGGGAGCUGUCUAUUUCCUAUACUUCAAGAAGAAUCAAAAUGUUCCUGAAUUUUAAAUACCUCAUGCAAAAAUAUCUCCUGAAAUAAGGGAAAAAAAAAAAACUUUGAAAAAUCGUAAUGUUGAAGUUAGCGAUGCUAAAAUGUUUCUGUCUUAAAAAACAAAAAAAUUGUUGUAAUACUUAGCGAUUUUGCCCCUCAGGCGGUCAGUUCUGUCCAGAACUGUGUUCUGCGUCUUGGCCCGGAAGCAACCGGAUGCAUGACCUCUGAACGGAUCUCAAGGCCAAGGCAUCUUUACCUCCAGAUUCUAGAGUUAGGGCAACAACAGUUUUCUUUUGCAGCAAAACUCCGUUCUGGUGAAAGAUGAAUUUGGAUAUUUAUUUCUUUUUCUGGGAAACAAGAGGUUAAACAACGUAAGCAGCUGAGGGAGAACCCAACACGGGCAUCCACGGAACCAGCGGGCGCGGCCAGGGCCGCCUAUACCUCUUCUACCCUCCGCAGCCUCUCUGGACAGUCAGGAGGAGUCGAUACAGUUGAGAAAGAAGACAACGAUGAGGUUCGAGGUACCGAGGCUGUCAUUAGUUUUUCUCUGAAGUGCCUGAACGUAGGAAUGGGCCGUCGACGGAGGGGACCAUUCGGAUGUUCCCCCACCUCGCGACGGCCGCGCCAGGCAAAGAGCCAGCAGCCCUGCACUCCACACUGGCCAGGAAAAGCCUUCCACGAGGAGCGGUCAGACUGCAAAAUCCAAUGUGCUUCCUUCCCCGCCACGGUCCUCUCUCUCUCUCGGGGAGCCGAUGGUCCCCGUCCCUGAACCCCCUAGCCCGCAUCCCCACCACAGAAUCUAAGACCUUUCAUCUGGCCGAGCCAGGGGCAAAGGGGAUCCUAAGCAAAUGCCUUCCGUGGACAACAGGCCCCACGGCCUAAAGGGCUCCCAGGGCAAACUUUCCCCCAACACUUGAAGGGGGGUGGGGGGGAUGGCGGCUACACAUUCCACUAAGUGCAGCACUCGCACCCACAACCCGGAAGGAAGGCUCUUAAGCGAUUCUCAGAGGGUGGUGACUGCCCAUCAUCGUCAGACGGUGUCGUGGUUUGGAAUGUUAAUUAUCGCAGAGGACCUGGUAGAGGUAUAAAGACCUUUUUUCACUGUUACCUAAUUUUUUUUUUCCUCUUACAAUUUUUUUUUUGGUGUGUUGUACAGCAGUAUAAUUUUUCACUUAUUUAUUCCAUCGGUAGAUAUUGUUUGUACAAUGUACAAUGGUUUCAUUUCAGAAAAUAAUAAUAAUAAAAAAAAAAGUUCUGAUCAUGAG
Messenger RNA from Mus musculus (house mouse), 3809 nucleotides. RefSeq names its product B cell CLL/lymphoma 7A (gene Bcl7a). The record is from RefSeq and is marked validated. Lineage: Eukaryota; Metazoa; Chordata; Mammalia; Rodentia; Muridae. Gene Ontology annotation, cellular component: nucleoplasm; SWI/SNF complex. The transcript is spliced from 6 exons. Bases 183 to 815 code for a protein of 210 amino acids.